Molecule: messenger RNA, 1209 nt
Organism: Chaetomium strumarium
Lineage: Eukaryota; Fungi; Ascomycota; Sordariomycetes; Sordariales; Chaetomiaceae
Product: fatty acid desaturase-domain-containing protein
Exons: 3
Coding region: 1-1209 (402 amino acids)
Biological process (GO): unsaturated fatty acid biosynthetic process
Molecular function (GO): oxidoreductase activity, acting on paired donors, with oxidation of a pair of donors resulting in the reduction of molecular oxygen to two molecules of water
Source: RefSeq, a predicted model, not a curated record
AUGGCGACCACAACCACGACGGUAGUGACGAGAAGUCGCAAGGCAAACGGAGAGGCUAAACUGGCACCUACCAAGCUCGCCGACGGCCCCCAAUACCCCGAUAUCCAGACCAUCCGCGAUGCGAUCCCCGCCCACUGCUUCGUCCCCUCCACUUGGCAGUCCAUGGGCUAUGUCGUCCGCGACGUGGCCAUGGCAGCGGCCCUCGGCUGGGCCGCGCUGACCUUCAUCCCCCAGAUCGAGAGCUCUCUCUGGCGCACGGCGGCCUGGAUCGCCUACGGCUAUGUCCAAGGCUUGGUCUGCACCGGCAUUUGGAUCCUGGCACACGAGGCCGGCCACGGGGCCUUCUCGGUCCACCGGCGGCUGAACGACGUCGUGGGCUGGACGCUGCACUCGGCGCUGAUGGUGCCGUACUUCAGCUGGAAGUUCUCGCACCACCGCCACCAUCGGUUCACGGGACACAUGGAGAAGGACAUGGCUUUUGUGCCGCACACCAAGGCGGACCGCGAGAAGCGGAGGCUCGCGGAUCUGUAUCUCGACCGGGAGCUGUUCGAGGACGUGCCCGUUGUGCAACUGGCCAAGCUGCUGUUGCACCAGCUUGCUGGCUGGCAGAUGUACCUGCUGUUCAAUGUCUCCGCGGGCCGCGACAGCCAGCAGCGUGAGGCUAGCUGGUGGCGCGUGAGCCACUUUGAGCCUACCAGCGCUGUCUUCCGCCCGAGCGAGGCUGUCUACAUCGCGCUGUCGGACCUUGGCCUCGCCAUCGUCGGCGGUCUUCUCUACCUCGCGUCGACCGUCGUUGGAUGGAAGAUGGUGUUCUUGGUGUAUGGCGUACCGUACUUCUGGGUCCAUCAUUGGCUGAUUGCCAUCACCUACCUGCACCACACCCACCCUGAGGUCCACCACUUCGAGGCCGAUAGCUGGACCUUCGUCAAGGGCGCUCUGGCCACCGUUGACCGCGAUUUCGGCUUUGUUGGCAAGCACAUCUUCCACGGCAUCAUCGAUACGCACGUUGUCCACCAUCUCUUCCCGAGAAUUCCCUUCUACAAGGCCGAGGAGGCGACCGAGGCGAUCAAGCCGCUGCUCGGCGACCUGUACCACCGCGAUGAUCGCUCCUUCAUCGGCCAGCUGUGGUCCACCUUUACGCAGUGCAAGUACGUGGAAAGCGACCCCGCGGCGCCUGGUGCGCUGAAGUGGGCUGAGAACAGGAAGUGA